AUGCUGGCCGGUUUUCAGGCUCGAUUCCGAUUUCCGGCCGCCUACUGCCCACUCUGGUUGGAGCUCAAAAUUCUCUGCAGCCAACGAUUCUCUCUUUCACAACUCCUUAGUAAAACAAGAAUGGGAACUCAAGCUCCAACAAAGAGGCCCUUCUGCGCUUCGUGCUCGAAGCCUGCUCGUCUGUGUCUCUGUUCACGCAUCAAGACCCCCUCGCUCGAUAACUCAAUCGAGGUGACGAUUCUUUUACACAGUCAAGAAAGAAAACAUCCUCUGAAUUCUACAAGAAUUGCUACGUUAGGGCUCAAGAACCUCACGGUAGUCACGGUUUCUGAUGUUCAUAUCGAAGCGAGGUUCCUCAUUCGCUUGCUCGAGCCGUGCCCGAGAAUAGUAAGCGCAUCAGGUAUUGAGCUAGCUCUGUUCACCGAAUCGGAGAAGAGAACUGCCCUGAUUGAUCCCAAUGGAGAACGUGGAGCAGCAAAUGAUACUAAUCCUUCUCUGUCAACAAGCGAUCUCAGAGUUUUAGAAGAACAUGAAUCAGCAAUCCAAAUCGACGGAAAACUCCUGGAAAAGCAAACUUGCAUUGAAAUGAUUUCAACUCUACCGGCAGUAAAGGAAGCAACAUCAGAUACCCAAGCUGGUGCUGCUAAUGGAACUAAAGCAGCUACAAGUAAAGAAGAAUCUGUCGUCACUGCAACCAUUUCUAAAUGUGGCUACACCUGCUCUCUUACCCAGCUCAAAACAUCUCAAAACGACACUGAAAAACCAGAUUUCGAUCAGCUUUUAGCCACUCAGUUAGGCCAAGAUGUCAUCGCCAAUGGGUUCGUCGUGAAAAAGCUGCAGAAAAAGCAACUGGAUGGGAUCAAUGAACUGGAAGAGUAUGAAGAGUUUGAAGUAACGGUUCCUCCUGGCUCCGCCCUUCUCUUCCCAACCAAGAAAUCAAUCGGAGUAGAAGCUGUUGAUUUUGAGGUGAAACACUUGAUCGUUUUGGAUGGAACUUGGGGGAAAGCGAAGAGAAUGUACCAUGAGAAUCCAUGGCUGAAGCUAUUACCCCAUUUGAAGUUGGAUCCAAGCAAUAUGAGCUUGUACAGCGAAGUUAGGCACCAGCCAAAGGCUGGCUGUUUGUCCACUAUAGAGAGCAUCGUUAGCGCGUUAAAGGCGUUUGGAGAUGAUCGUGAGGGCUUGGAUGAACUCUUGGAUGUGUUUGUAUCCAUGGUCAGGGAUCAGAGGCGAUGCAAAGAUGAAAGAUUGAGCAAAAUCUCUCACGACGAGUCUUGAAUGGCUUCUGCUUAAAAAUACAAAAUUGAUUGUUCUAUCAUUCAUAGUUCAUACACGAUUGAACAGUUUAGUGACUACACAGAAGAGAAAUUAAGACGAACAACCUGUGACUGAUCUUAAUUUUUCUCCUGAUUACUGUUUCUUUUCCAAUUCUUGUUGUAUGAGGAUUUCAUAUGGAUUCAAAUCCAAGAACUGGCAAACAAGUUUCUUGGAAUUUCAGUGAAUUCAAACAAUAUUCAAACGAAAAUUCCUAA
Messenger RNA from Macadamia integrifolia, 1529 nucleotides. RefSeq lists its product as uncharacterized. Bases 1 to 1275 code for a protein of 424 amino acids. The transcript has a single exon. NCBI's taxonomy places the organism in Eukaryota, Viridiplantae, Streptophyta, Magnoliopsida, Proteales, Proteaceae. The record is from RefSeq and is a predicted model, not a curated record.